CUCCCAGAAUGCACGGCUUGCAGCGCGGCGCCAGCAGAUCAGGCCGAUACUCGCUCGAAUAAACAUCUUCCAAAGCCUUCAUCUGUCCAAAAUGCCCACGUGGAGGCCAAUUGGAGCGCGGUGGAAGGUCGGGGUGGUGCGACAGGCGGUAAGAAACGUCUGAUGUGUAAAUGUUGACUCGAGUAGGACUUUUUAGCCAAUUUGCUAAAGUGAUACAGAGAGUUAGCUCCCGCAAGACAAACUCCGACACAACUUAGUGAAGCGGACGUCUAUUGUUAUAAAUUGGUAAUUCUUGCUCGGUUAAACUUCGGACAUUUACUCGCAGCCGUGGGAACAAAUAUGUAUACCGAUGUGGUACUUAUCGAGUAAUCAACAAGUGUGAACUUAACUCAACAUCCGCCACCGAAAUUCACGAAGGCAAGUUGGGCUAGCAGACAACUUUAGCCCCGGUCAGGUCAUUUGAGAUGUUGAGCUUCCUCUGCUGAACACCAACGGACUCCGAGUCAGCAAAAGAAACUGUAUUAAUUGCGGCCCUCUUGGGUUGCUAUGGCAGGUGCUGUCACUGAAACCAAGCGCUGGACACAGGGCUGUCCCACCAAGGCAGGACAGACCACACAUCAUUUCCACAAGAGAUCAUUAAAUAGUACACAAACUGCACUUAGUAUUAAUGCAAACACACAGACAUAACACAACAGUCUAGGACCAAAGAGUGGAUGGCCAGCUAGCUGGAGAAUCCUCAUGAGUGUUGCUUGUGUGUGCUCCUACUCACUCAGUUCUUAUCCAGCGACACAACCAGCAACCUACCCCGUGGGACCAUGUUCCACCAGCAGGAACAACUGAAGGGGCAGCUGCAGGAUAGCCACAUAGCCAACAGGCAGCUGGGUUUUCACUGCCAGGAGUGUGGGAAGCAAUACAACACUCAGAUGGGUUAUAGGCGGCACCUAGUGGAAGCUCACAGUGCUGGCGCGGGCCUGUCCUGCUCGGACGGGGCACCGUCGCUGCUGGAGCACCUGGGUGGUGGCCAUAUUGACAGGCCUCCAUCAGCAGAGGGCAACAACAAUGCCGUUGUGGCGGUGAGAGAGAGGAAAUAUUCCUGCGAGCGAUGUGACCGCCGUUUUUACACCCGGAAGGAUGUACGUCGCCAUGCUGUGGUGCACACUGGACGCCGUGACUUCUUGUGUCCUCGGUGUGCUCAGCGCUUUGGCCGCAGAGACCACUUGACGCGACACUUGAAGAAGAGCCAUGCGCACGACGCAGGUUUGAUACCACUGGUGACAGCCAGCGCUCCUGUGGCGACAUCCACGACAACCACCCAGUGUCCCGUCAAGGAAUCCAGCCCUUUAGCCUCGGACCGAAGCUCCUCCACCUCCAAGGAACCUGUGGAGACUUUCACCAGGGACAUGUUCAACUCCUACCCCAUUACCAGUCCAGUCCCCGGGAUGAGUCACCCACAUGGCCUCAUGCAGGUGUCUCUGUCCUCAAGCAUGGGAGUCAGUCGGCACAUGCCCCCGCCGUCUCCUCACAACCACCACCAUCAUCACUUGCAGCCUCUGUCGGCGCCUCAGCAGCAGUCGUACAGCAACGUGCCCAGGUACCAACAAGGAUCUACCUCAUAUCCUCGCACUGACAUGGACAGUUUCCUGCUGGAUCUGCAGGGUGCCCCUCCUCCCCACCUCAGCUCAGUCAACUCUUCUACCUCUACGUCCACCUCUCCUCAAAGGGAGAUGCUUGCUGAAGGGAUUGCUGUUGGCAGCGAUCCCCACCUAGUGCCCAGGAAUGCUGAGCUUUCCUGCACUACUAACAUGGAACUUGGGCCACUGUUGGGCUUCUUGCCUUUCAGCCUGCCGCCGUACAGCUCUCAUGUAGGAAUGGGCGGGUUGAUGAUGGGUUACCCUCCUUCCACCACCGCCACCACCUCGCCAACCUCUUCUACUGGGUUAUCCUCCCAGACAUCCGGGCCUUUCACCUUCUUCCAGCCUCCUCAGGCUCAUGUGCCCCAGGGCGCUGUAGCCCACAACCAUAGCCAACUACCUCAGGCAUACAGCACUUCUGCUGUCAGCACUUCUAGCUCCUUACCUCAUUACUACCAAGCCUUUCAGCAAUAAGCAGUUGUGUGUUCUCAAACCCGUCUUCACAAAUGCGUUUGUUUUUCCUGUCAAGAGACAAAUGACAUCUUUAUCCAUACGUGUAUGUGUCCUGACUUUUGUUACUGCGAUAGAUUAUUCUUGAACACAACAAAUCACCUCAUCAGUAUUACUGUACCUCGUAAUUUAAAAAAACAAAACAAAAAACACUUGAAGGCACAAAUGUUGCCUAUCUCACUACAACCGACAAGAGUAAUUCUUUCAAAUCUCCGAACAACAGUUAAUGCACUUGAUUCCGCUCUCACUCCUAUGUGGUGACGACCUGGUUUAACGUCACGAAACAUGUAGCACACACUUACACAUGUCACACGUGUAUAGCCACCUUGAAGCACUGCGUUCAAAGAGGACCCACCAGCAUCGUGACAUAACCGCCAUGAAAUGCAUUACCCUUUGUUACCAUUUGUUUCUGUAUCACUCAUUUAGAAUGCACUUAAGUUUAGUUUUCAUCAUAACAUACCUUUUUAUUUUUCAAUGGCUUCAAGGAAAUUGGCGUUUGUGAUGGAUAAGCAGUUUCAUAACUAUUUCGAUUCUCUGCAGACUCGGGUUUGUUUUGUGACAAUUGUCUGUUAGUUAAAAUAGUGACUAUUUGGCUCAAAAUACCAUUGAAUAUACACUGAGCAACCAGAACAUUAUAACCACCUGCGCAAUAAAUUGAUAUCCAUUAUUGGAGCUGCGUCCUGCCUUUACAAAAAAAGGCGAGAGUAAUUAUCAACUGAGAUAAAUUGUGUGUUGCUUCAUCAAGAGAGCCGUGUCUGAACUGAACGUUAUCUUUGUCAUGGUCGAAUGUUUGAUGCAGUGCUUGUAUUGGAUAUCAUGUGGUUGUAGCAUGACUACAUUCUUAUCCAAAAUGUCAUACAGGGAAUGUAGUUGGUCACUGUGCAAAUCAGGAAACUCACCUCAGGAGCUUGACUGAUACUUAAAAUAAAAUGCACCGUUUCUUUCUUGGGGUAAUGAUAAUCUUGUUGUUUAUCCAGGCCGGUGUACUCUCAGGGAAUUGAAUCGCUAGCUACUGGACUGUUCAGGUUGUCUGAGAAGACGUUUAGCUCCUCAUCUGAACAAGCUUCAUCGGUUGAUGCUCAAGGCUUACUUUGUAGAUGGGACAACACAAGAUAACUGACAGAUGUUGCACAGUGCCCUUCUGGCAUUUGUUCUUUUAGAAAUCCAUUUUCUGUAGUCCCUCAGUGGCAAGAAUUCAUUUUACUCCCGCAAAAAUAUUGAGGAUGUCUCCAGUGAUGUUUUGUCAACUCGUUGCUGCUUUCAAAUGUUGCUUCCUGUUUGUUUCCAGGGUGUCCCAAAUCACGCACAGUAGUUAGGAGAUGCAUACCAGAGAUUGAUUAGCUAAAGUACCAAUCAGAAAUGGAUCCAACGAGCUCAGUUUUUAAGCAAGGAUUAAUGGUCAAAUGCAAUAGUAAAACAUGAUUUUCUCUUGAUUUUUGUCGGAACACACUUCUCAUCAGUGUGUGGUGUCAUGUAUGUCCACAAGUUUGAAUACAUUUGUGAUAAUGAGAAAAUUAUUCCACCGCUACGGCGUUUAAAGGAAGCGGCAAACAUUCAUCGCCACCGAUAACCAACCGUCUCAGUCAUCGUGUGAGGUGGAAUGGCACAAUGGAGAAACAUUUUUUUCUGAUUCCAUGCCCUUCACAUCAAUUACAAUUGCCAUGGGAGGAGUUAUUGCAGCCCGAAGUAUAAAGAACAAAAACUGAUGGAUUUCAUAGCCGAUUGUACUUGUGGAAACUUGGAUGUUCUGAAAUGUCCAAGCAGUUUUUUUUCCUCAUAAACGUACCGGGAUGUUUUUCAUAUAAAGUGCCCAGACUUAAAGCUCCACGUUUGAAACAUUUUCCCCUACAACUUCCAUUUUGAUCUGUUGAAUGGUACAAGCAUUGGCCUUGAGUCUAUUUGCCAUUUGUAUGUUUUGAGGCAAACUAUUGCGCUAAAACUAAGUGAGGCGACCCGGAAUUUUUUUAAAAAAGUGUAAUUUAGAAAUUUAGCUCUUCUGGAUAUGAGCAACUAUGAUCAUUGCUGUUUUGACUUAGCACGUCAAAACUAUUUUAGAAUAUGUGUAGCCUUUUCUCCUAUUAUCCAUGUGUCGGCCACUUUUUCUUUUGGCAUAUGACUGGCUCUCAAGAGCUUCGAAUGAAAUUGGGACUGAAACCCCACCCCGUCAUAUUGAAGACUAUUGCAAUCCAUCCUUUUUAUACUCUAAUCACACGGUCAAGAUGAAUGGAUCCCAACCGGGAUUCCAGUCGUGAGAAUUCCCUUCACGAACAUUGCUACAAGUUACAACAACUGUUGUGAUAUUGGAAUGAAGGCAUGCAAAGAGAUAAAGCUAUCUCUUUGAAAUCCAUUCACUCUGCUGAUUGACUGUUCCACUGGCAUUGUCACGAGUCUCACUGUUGCAUUGCACCCAUGUCAAAAUGCUACUGUUGUGUGUGUCUCUCUCAAAGAGUGUCUAAUCUCUUGACAGGGUUAAAGCACUUAUGACAUUUCCGAAGAAAAAAAAAGGUUUAUACCUCAAACAGAAAUAAGGGUUUCUGUUUUUCCUUUAUAGUUCUAGUUGUUUUGGCGCUUUUUCCAUUAGUUUUAAACUUUUGAUGGUAGCGUUUAUGAGUUAACUCUUAAUAUAGUGGCAGACAUUAUUAUAUAAUAAACAUUCUACCUCUAUCUUGUCAUAUCCUUCUGCAAUAUCAUUAGAAAAUGUUGAAAGAUGUAACAGAAAUUUUACCACUGAAAAAGAUUGUGUUGAAAUUUAACUUUGAAGGACAGGCUACACACUCUGAUCAGAGGUGUAGUCCAUUGAAUCGAGCAUUGUUCUGUGUACUGGCCUUUAAUGAUAUUUCAACUUAUUUACUACCUCAGAAGUGACGGGCAAAUGCUUAUCUAACUGCAGAGAAAGUGUCUAGGAUUUAAUGUUUUGCUUUCUCUCGCUCCAUAGUGUAAUGAGAGCACCUCAUUGCGUAAUAUCAAGUGCAGUCAUUUUCUGCUUGACUGAUGUCAAGUACCGCGCCAGCCUGUAAAUAUAAUUGUUACAUGUAGAUAGCAGGCAGGAUUCGGAUACUUUGGAUUCACAGUGGGAAACUCCUGAAAUGAACACCAAGUGCCUCUUCUGUUACAUAUCCUGAACGGAAUCACUUUCAGUAUUUUUGUGUCAGUUAAAGGACCCCCGAAUAUUUUCUGAUGUGACAAAAACGAUGAAUGCUUCUUAAUAGGGUUGGGUUGUAUUUGGCAUUUUAACAAAAUACAUUCGGCUAAAUCAUUCUUAUGUUUUGCUGUUCUGAAUGUACACCCUGAAAACUAAAAACAACUGUUAAAAAAGCUUCUCACGCUGUCCUUGCAGGAAGACUUACUACCUCUCAUGUCAAUAUGAAUAUUGAUGCAUCCGAAUUAGAGUACUAUACUCCAAACGUAGCAAGAGAAAAUCAACCCCAUUUUGGUUCAAGUUACUGUACUUACGAAAUGCAAGGAUUUCAUGUAUUAUGUAAUGUCAGUAUGGAACAUUUUAAGCCUGUCCACAUUGUGUCUGACAUGUUUCACUGUGGUCCAGGGUCAAAUAUGUGCAAACAACUUUGAACCUGUGUUUACUUUCUCCUGACUAUGUAAAAACACAAGCAAGACACAAUUUUCCAUCUGUAAUUGUGGAAUACUGUUAGUACUCUUUGGAACACUAAUAGGCUGGCUGUGAACCAAGCGAUCUCAUUUUUUUUCUUAGUUUGCAUUAUCACAUCAUAGCAAUUAAGACCACAAGGCAAGGUGAAUUGUUAUUUUCUUGUCUAAGCAAAACAAAAUAAAUAUGUCCUGUAGAGUUA
Messenger RNA from Hippocampus zosterae (dwarf seahorse), 5947 nucleotides. RefSeq names its product zinc finger protein PLAGL2-like. Gene Ontology annotation, biological process: regulation of transcription by RNA polymerase II. Lineage: Eukaryota; Metazoa; Chordata; Actinopteri; Syngnathiformes; Syngnathidae. The transcript has 2 exons. Gene Ontology annotation, cellular component: nucleus. Bases 816 to 2105 code for a protein of 429 amino acids. Gene Ontology annotation, molecular function: RNA polymerase II transcription regulatory region sequence-specific DNA binding; DNA-binding transcription factor activity, RNA polymerase II-specific. The record is from RefSeq and is a predicted model, not a curated record.